GCGGUACUUCCGUUCAUCAGCGAGCAACCUGUUGGCGCGCUUCAUCUGCUUGAAGAAGUGAAACACUUGGGUUCUCGAUGUAGGCAGCAGCGGUGAUGCAGUUCUAACGCGGGAUAGCUGUGCAACCAUUCUGCAGGUUGACUGUUGACUGGAUGUUACGGGAAAAGACUUCUAAAAGAGUGCUUGGUUGCAACUGCACUUGCUUGUUUCCCCAACCAGCCAUGCAUGCAAGCAUCCCUGCUAUUGCUUGGAAGUAACUGGACGACCUCGCCGGUUGGCUGCUGGAUGGAAAUAUUUCCUUCACCCAAUGGUGUUUGUUUGCUCUGCUGAAUCUAUAUGGCCAGGCGAGACGAAGCGAAGGAGGGAGCUCACGAAACUGGACAUCGGCGGAGUGUGACCAACUGAUUCUUUUCUUAGCGUCCGAUACCGGUACCUCCCAGGUUUUCUCCUUCUCCUCCAGUUAGCAGCCAAGCAAGCAGACUUCCAGAGGUCAAGCACAUCGGUCAAUGUCACUUUCUGCGUUAAAAAGGGCAGAGUUCAGUAUCCUAUUCUUCAACAGAGUACGGAGCAAAAAUCCCUCCACUAGCACUAAGCUUGUACGGCUGUAUUUGGCACAUGCAUAAUGUACUGUACCGUAGCCCUCACUCUGGAUGAUGGAGAUUCUGGACGGCCCCUUCAUAUGUGGCUCAAAAUUCGCAUCAUCAUCACCAUCCAUUCGUCAAUGGGGGACUGCGAACAAGCAAUUUGAAAACUUAAGGAGUUCAUUACAGUGUACGUUCAUGACCGGCCGGUAGCAACAAGAGCAGUCAUCUUGCCUUCCUUUCCCAGAAUGUUACUCGAAAUUGCUUUUUACAGUCUGGCUGGAAGUACGUCCUCGUAGAUCUCAUGGUGUUGUCAUCAAGGGCCUACUGCUUAUUCUUCUACCAUAACAGAAGCCCCGCAAUGAGAUGAGGAAUGAAGAUUGAAGGUCUUGUGGCUGUUCGUGGAAAAGUUUCUUCGUACGAUGUAAACUGGGCCUGAACGCCAGCCAGUCACACUAUUCCGAAGGCCAAAAUAUCAAAAAAUUCGAAAGUCUCCCGUCACUGAUUCGAUUCGACUUGAAAGAGGUCUCGAUUACAUUUCGCGCGAGCUGCGCGUGCGUUCAAAGCUUGACAGAGGGCACGCCACCAUUGCCAUCAUGGCCCACACAAAAGAAAAGCGGCGAUCACCCAAUCCACCCUUCAUCCCAAAGGACGAAACUCAGACAGUAGUGCCAAGUGCAUACUAGUAGUAGAGAAAACAAUGAGACCCCGAAGAGGCCGCGUGGACGGCAUCAUGAUCUUCAAUGGCAUGGUAGCAGUAGCCGUGGGCGCCAUAUCAGGUCGAUAUAUUUUCAAACAACCGUUAGAAGAUUACUGGAAACAAAAGGCGGCCGAACAAGCAGCUUCAUCAUCUGCCAGUACUACUAAUAGUCAAACGCAACAACAACAAUCAUCACCUCCAUCCAAAACCUAACUAAAUAAUAGCGAACAAUGCCAUGUAGAAGUACUAUCAUUUCUCGAAUUUUCCUCUACGUAUAAUCUAGACAUGAACAACGGUACAAUUCCAUGCAAAUUUAGUUAGCUAGCAACUCCACG
Seminavis robusta is the source of this 1616-nucleotide messenger RNA. Lineage: Eukaryota; Bacillariophyta; Bacillariophyceae; Naviculales; Naviculaceae. The record is from the annotation of a GenBank genome assembly.